AUGGAAGGAGAGAAAGGAUACACCGAAUUAGUCAAAGUUCUAAAUAGCCAGGAAUGCAUAAAAGAAUUAAUUACCUCUGAAAAAAUAUCCAUUGCUGAUGAAUUUCGAAUAAUGAAUCUUAUUUUAACCUGUUAUCCCAGAAGUGCUGAAUUAUUUAGCCAUAGGCGAUGGCUUAUUCAACAUGCUGCUAAAAUCGGUGAUUGCGAUAUCAAAACAUUAUGCAAACUAGAAUUAACAGUAGCAGCGAAAACUGCUGAUCAAUAUUACAGUAAUUAUAUUAGUUGGAGUCAUCGAUGCUGGAUAUUAUGUACAUAUUUGGCAAAUUAUCAAGAGAUUUUAUUAAGCGAGCUUCAAGAUACUGCCUUAUGGCUGCAGAUGCAUGUAUCUGAUAGCAAUGUAUAUUAUUACCGGCAGCAAUUGUUGACCUUAUUGGUUCAGCUCAAACGAUUUCUAUUGGCUAAUAUUCCAGUGAACAAUGAAGAAAAGAAAAAUUUAUGCCAUCAAGAGAUGGAAUUUGUAAAUGAGUCUUGCCUAGUCAAAGAAAGUACUGACUUAACCUUUGGACCCAAUAGGCAAAUUCAUUUUGCUAAAGAAUAUAAAAUAUUCAUCAACUUUAUGAUAUCAACUUUAGAUAAUAUUUAA
This is a messenger RNA of Trichoplax adhaerens, 642 nucleotides long. RefSeq lists its product as uncharacterized. Gene Ontology annotation, molecular function: protein prenyltransferase activity. The coding region runs from base 1 to 642 and encodes 213 amino acids. Gene Ontology annotation, biological process: protein prenylation. NCBI's taxonomy places the organism in Eukaryota, Metazoa, Placozoa, Uniplacotomia, Trichoplacea, Trichoplacidae. The record is from RefSeq and is a predicted model, not a curated record. Gene Ontology annotation, cellular component: cytoplasm. The transcript is spliced from 6 exons.